AUGGAAGUCAGGCAUGACUGGCUCGCCUCUUCCCCCCACGAGGGCUUCGAGCAGCUGAGGCUGAAGAGCCGCUCCAAAGAGCCAUCCCCGAGCCUCCCCAGAGUAGGUGCCAACUUCUACAGCACUGUCAAACAGCAGGACUUCAGUGCCAGUGUCUGGCUGAGGAGGAAAGACCAACUGGAGCAUUCCCAGCAAAAAUGCAUUGUGAUCUUUGCACUGGUGUGCUGCUUUGCGAUUCUGGUUGCACUGAUAUUUUCUGCAGUGGAUAUAAUGGGAGAAGAUGAGGAUGGACUCUCAGAAAAGAAUUGUCAAAAUAACUGUCGGGUUGCUCUUGUGGAAAACAUUCCUGAAGGUAUAAACUAUUCAGACAGUGCACCAUCCCACUUGUCUCUUUUCCAAGGCUGGAUGAAUUUGCUUAAUAUGGCUGAAAAGUCUGUUGACAUAGUAUCUUCCCAAUGGGACCUCCAUCACAGUCAUCCAUCUGCAUGCCAGGGCCAGCAUCUUUUUGAAAAAUUGCUAGAACUGGCGUCUCGAAAUAUUGAGAUAAAACUCGUGAGCGAUAUACUGCCCACCGAAUCAAAGGUAUUAAACGACUUGAAAACAAAGGGUGCAGAAGUGCUGUAUAUGAAUAUGACUGCUUAUAAUGAAGGUCGCCUUCAAUCAUCAUUCUGGAUUGUUGAUAAACAGCAUGUAUAUAUUGGAAGUGCCAGCUUAGACUGGAGGUCAUUGGGACAGAUGAAAGAACUUGGUGUCAUUGUGUACAACUGCAGCUGCCUCGUCCUAGAUUUACAAAGGAUAUUUGCCUUGUAUAGCUCAUUAAAAUACAAGAAUAAAGUGCCUCCAAGUUGGUCUAAGAGAUUGUAUGGGGUGUAUGAUACUCGAAAUAAACUGACGCUGCAGCUGAAUGAAACAAAAUCAGAAGUCUUUGUGUCGAAUUCUCCCAAACUCUUUUGUCCAAAAGCCCGAGUCUUGGAUAUUGAAGCUAUCUACAAUGUUAUAGAUGACGCCAAACAGUUUGUUUAUAUAGCUGUCAUGGAUUACCUCCCUAUUGUCUUUGACACAAAUGCUAAAAGGUACUGGCCAUAUUUGGAUGGGAAGAUAAGAGAAGCACUAGUGUUACGAAGUAUUAAAGUCCGGCUCCUCAUAAGUUUCUCAAAAGACACAGAUCCCCUUACAUUUAACUUUGUUUCAUCUCUUAAAGCUAUUUGCACUGAGGUUCCCAGCUGUAGUUUAAAAGUUAAAUUUUUUGAUCUUGAAGAGGAGAAUGCUUGCUUUCUCAAAGAACAAAAGAAUACUUCCCUUCCCAAAUUAAACCGGAAUAAAUAUAUGGUGACUGAUGGAGCUGCUUAUAUUGGUAAUUUUGACUGGGUGGGAAAUGAUUUUACUCAAAACGCGGGAGCUGGCCUCGUUAUCAACCAAGCAGACGUGGGGAACAACACAAGCAUCGUUAAGCAACUUAAAGCUGUGUUUGAAAGGGACUGGUAUUCACACUAUGCCAAAAGUUUGCAACCAACAAAAAUCCCAAACUGCUUAAACUACAAACUUAACAAAGCAGUGGCAAAUAAGACUGCCAUGAAUUAA
Messenger RNA from Emys orbicularis (European pond turtle), 1581 nucleotides. It is a transcript of the gene PLD5, whose product is annotated as phospholipase D family member 5. The transcript has 10 exons. Gene Ontology annotation, molecular function: catalytic activity. Bases 1 to 1581 code for a protein of 526 amino acids. NCBI's taxonomy places the organism in Eukaryota, Metazoa, Chordata, Testudines, Emydidae. The record is from RefSeq and is a predicted model, not a curated record.